CUACUUCCUUGUUCACUUCACAGAAAUGACGGAAAGAAAAUGUUGGGAAGUUUUCGUACUGAUUCUUAAUUUCUACGUUACUAAUGCAGACAUGACUGCAACCGUGGGUGGCACAGUGAAUUUGACUUGUAAUAUAGGAGGGAGUGUAUUUGGAUGGCAAAAGCACAAUGGUGAUAAAUGGGUACCUCUUGAAAACUAUGGAAAAUAUGGAGGCUUACAAAAACCUAUUCUAACCAUUAAUAACGUUGAUACAGAUGAUGUCGGAGUUUAUCGUUGUUUUUCAUUUGAUGAACAGAAUAAAUUCCAGGAUUAUGGUUUCAAUGUAACAGUAACCUUUCCAGUUCAUGGACAUUUUGGAGAAUGGAAAGAGUGGAACGCUUGUUCAGUAUCGUGUGGUGAUGGCCAACGGUUUAGACACAGGAUUUGCAAUAAUCCUCCUCUAUCCUCUACCUCAAAAUGUAGGGGUGACACUCAGGAGGCCGAGAAUUGUUCUAAAAAAGAAUGUCCAGAUCAAGAGAAGAAUAGUGAUGGUUUAGUUCCAAUUGUUGGUGGUGGAAUAGGAGCAAUUGUUGUUUUUGUUGCUGUAUUCAUCAUUUGUAUUGUGCUCCGACGAAGACGAAAUUCACAUCAGAAAGACACAGAAGGAAGGAAAGUGAACACAAAACUUAUAAUGGCUGAGCAGACCGUUCAGUAUAGACCAGAUAUGGGUAGGGAUGAAGCUUCAACUUCAAUUAUGAUGACAUCGAAUCCACCAGCAGAUGGAGAGCGUAACGACAAGAACAUGGACCAUGGCAGUAUAAAAGUCAAUGAGCUGAAGGAUUAUAUUUACAAAAGACAACUGAAUGAAGUGUUAGAAGAUGAAUAUAAGAAAAUACCAUAUGGAGAUCUACACCCAACUACAAAGGCUCACCAAAAAGAAAAUCUUCAAAAGAACAGAUUUAAAACAACAUUUCCAUACGACCAUACACGGGUUGUGUUGGAACCAGGUCAUGAAACGUCUUCAGAUUAUAUAAAUGCUAACUAUGUAGAUGGUUUCGAAAAGGAAAGAUGUUAUAUAGCAUCUCAAGGACCCUUAAAGGAUACUAUAAGUGACCACUGGAAAAUGAUUUGGCAAAAUAAUACAAGAAAGAUAAUAAUGUUGACAAAUCUGGUAGAAUGCACAAAUAGGAAAUGUGAAAGAUACUGGCCAGAUGGAGGAAAGCCGAUCACUUAUGGUAAUCUUGUUCUCACCCUACUAACAGAAAAGGAACGAGCUGCAUAUAUCACGAGGGAGAUAAAAGUUGAAGACGAAACGACAAAAGAGAAUAGAUGUAUCAUACAGUACCAUUUCACAGCCUGGCCUGAUCAUGGAACACCAGAUCCUUUGUACCUUGUAUUGUUUCACAAACAUGUCAUAGCUGAUCAUUCACCUACUCAACAUAAUGGACCGCUUCUUGUUCAUUGCAGUGCUGGUAUAGGCAGAACUGGAACAUAUAUCGGACUCGAUGCUUUAUAUAAAGAAGGAAGUAGUACUGGGUUUGUAGAUGUCGUUAAAUUUGUUAAGAAAAUGAGGUACAGCAGGAUGAACAUGGUGCAAACAGCUGAGCAAUAUGUUUGCCUUCAUUUUGCCUUACUUGAGGCUUUCACAAUGGAGGACACAAACGUUGGAAAGAAAGAAUUUGAAACUAUAUGGCAGGAAAUUUUAGUAGACGAACGUCCUAUUAACAGACGACGACUUUAUGAAGAGUUUAAGAUGCUUGACGCUAAGAAAUCUGAUCAAGAUAAAACUCAAUAUGUUGCUGCUACAAGCCUAGAAAAUGUAAAAAAGAACAGAAAUAAGAGUAUUAUUCCUACGGACAAAAACAGACUGUUUCUUAGUUCAUACGACAAAGGGCGGACUGAUUAUAUCAACGCUGUACAAGCUCCAUCAUAUACAAAGUUCGUUGGAUAUUUGACAACACAGCUACCACUACCUGACACCAAGGUUGACUUUUGGACUAUGGUUGGAGAUCACAAUUCGUCUACAAUUGUCGUGUUUCUAAACGACUUAGCUGAGGCUGACUUAGUCUACUCAACUUCAAAAGACUCCUUCACAUGUGGGAAAUUCAGCUUGAAAAUAACAAGCAGAAAAAAAGAAGAUCUGGGUGUUACAAGUUGUAAGGUCAUUCUUUCCAAGAAGGAUUACCAAUCGAGAGAAAUAGCCCUGUAUCUUGCAGUGUCCAAGGGACUACCGGAUCCACAGGUUCUGUGCGAAAUUGUUAAUCGAAUAUCUACUCGUAUAAGCAUGUCAAAUGAUCCAGUGUCCGUUGUGAGCGGUGAUGGAGCUAAAAACUGUGGGGUUUUCUGCACGUUCGCAAACGCUGUUUCCAGUAUGACCAUAGAUAAUAAUGCAAACAUAUUUCAACUUGCCAGACUGUUGCAGUUGAGGAGACCAGAGUUCUUUUCUGAUUUUGAGGAAUACCGUCUGUGUUAUGAAGCUCUGUACCUGUAUCUGGAGUCCUCAAAUGUAUACGCAAAUUUCUGAUUUAUUUACAAAUCAUUUCACACAGAUGAAAAUAAGCAUCUUGAUACAAUUAAGAAUGGCUCUUUUGUAAAAUUGUAUACAUUUUGCUUAAAAAACAUUUUUAGUUUUUUUUUCAUUUUGUUUAAGUACAUUUUUAAUUUAUCUAUCGGACUUUGUACUCUGCUUAUUGUUGUCAUUACUGCAUUUAUUCAUUCAUGUUUAUACUGAUCCGUUAACCAACUAUCAACAAACUUAUGAACUUUUGUGACCCCAUCCUUAUUUUUCUUGUGUCUGUCCCGGGAAAGGAGCUGUUAAUUCUGUUGUUGUCGCUGGUUAUCUACUGCCCUCGUUUAAUGUUUCAAUUUCUUCACUGUCUGUUAUCUCGGGCAUUUUAUAUAUUAAUCUAAGGUGUUUUUUUCUAUCUUUUUUGAAGGUCGUACGAUGACCUGUAGUUGGUAACAUCCUGGACCUUUUUGUUUUGUGAAUAGUUGUCUCAUUGGCAAUCAUACCACAAUUCAGGGUAUUUAUAUGCUAACUGCAUUGGAAAUCUAAAACCCUUGAAUUACAUUUAGUGAAUAGUCUGGUAUUUUUGUCUUUUACUCCAUUUCAAUUCUUAAAGAUAACUUGGCACAAAGAGUCAUGUAAGUUGUGAACACAUUUUUAUGGUUAUAAACACGAAUAUCUUCAGUUGUUGUCAUAAACUUUUUACAUUUCAGUUAUGAGUUAGAAUUGUUGUUAGUAUCUGGUAAUUCAUUUCUGGCUGUUAACCACAAAUUCAAACAACCUAGGGUUUUUCGUACAGUGUAUGCCUUGCCAAAUAAACAUGGUCUUAUGAUAACCUUUUAAGUGCAUACGAUACAGUUUUGAUCCCAAGGUGGUUUUUUUUACGAAAAUUUGCAUACACGCUAUUUUUCACCUAGUCAAUGCAAAUAUGUAAUAAAAAAUAUACCUUCAUGUGCUACUUUAAGAGAUAAAUGGGGUCGGAAUUUUAGACAUUUACUCAAAAUUUCGUUUUUUGGAACAUUUCUAUCCUUUGGAUAGACAUACUUAACUGUUUUGUUUCAAAAGAUAAACACAAUAGGAUUUUUGUAAAAACAUUUGGAAAAUCUUUUUUACAUAAGUAUGCUCUAAAUUUGUAUAACAAAUCUUUGGAAAUAAUUAAUUUUUAUCAGUUUCAGGAUUUUAGGAAAAAAUGGAAUUUUUUGCUGUAUACUUAUCUUAUUUUAAAAAAUCUCAUCGGUGACUUUUUCAUAAAUAUUGGUACAAAUAAUCCCCAUACGUAAUCAAUCCUAAUGUCAUUUUAAGAAAGAGGGGUCCAUGAACUUGUUUUCAAGUUAUAUCAGUCUGAAUGAUAAAAAACUGUCGAAAAAUGCAUCUUUUUCCGAUAUGUCGCAGUUUACGUCGCGAAAAAUAACAUUUUACGUUGGCAACGUCAUUACCUCCCCUGUAACUGUAUCGUAUGCCCUUAAUAUUCCAAUAAGUUAACUUGUGUUUUUAAGUUGAUAACCAAUUUAUGCUUCAUAUUUAUCUCUCUUUAUUCAACGUUUCUUUCUUUAUACUUGAAAGAUUUUCAAAGGUAACUAGCGUUUACAAUAAAGACAUUAAAGAACAAAAAAGCUUACGUCGUGAAAAACAAGUCUAAUAUCAUUUGGAUAUAUAUACUAAAUGUUUAAAAUCAAUUUAUAAUUUCUUAAGAAGAGUUAUGAUUUUCUUUACGUCCUUUUCACAAAAUUAUUCAAUGCUUGUGGCUUUAUGUAUUUUCUUUAUUAUUUUGUAUUUGUUGAACAUUCAUAUAACAUACAAUGAUCUAUGACAAGGAAUACCAUAUCCCUAAUAAUGUAUUUCCAUUGUUUUUGCUGCAUUUGUUAUUUGUAAUAUAUUGUUACAGUGCUUUUAAUAAAUAUUUUCGUCUUUUCA
This is a messenger RNA of Mytilus californianus (California mussel), 4399 nucleotides long. RefSeq names its product receptor-type tyrosine-protein phosphatase alpha-like. NCBI's taxonomy places the organism in Eukaryota, Metazoa, Mollusca, Bivalvia, Mytilida, Mytilidae. Bases 26 to 2503 code for a protein of 825 amino acids. The transcript is spliced from 21 exons. Gene Ontology annotation, molecular function: protein tyrosine phosphatase activity. The record is from RefSeq and is a predicted model, not a curated record. Gene Ontology annotation, biological process: protein dephosphorylation.